Molecule: messenger RNA, 360 nt
Organism: Thermothielavioides terrestris NRRL 8126
Lineage: Eukaryota; Fungi; Ascomycota; Sordariomycetes; Sordariales; Chaetomiaceae
Exons: 2
Coding region: 1-360 (119 amino acids)
Source: RefSeq, a predicted model, not a curated record
AUGGAGUCGGAACUGCCCCCCAAGGAGCAGCUCGCGGCCCAGGCGGCCGACGGCCGCCCCAUCACCCAGUCCGAGGCCUCCGCCAUCGCCGCUGCCGAGUCCGACAUGACGCGCCGCGGGCCCAUCAAGGGCGGCCCCGCCGCCGCCGCCCAGAGCCUGCACGACCGCCAGCAGAACUUCUUCAGCGUCGCCGGCGAGGUUGCGCGUAAGCCGUCCGGGGAGGUGACCAAGGAGGAUGCGAAGCGGGUGCAGCAUUUCGAGGCCCGCGCACUGGGGCAUCCGCUCGGCAAAGACUCGCUCUCGGCUGAGGUGCAGCACAUCGCGGAGCACAAUGCCAAGAUGCGCCAUAUCGAUGAGUGA